This is a messenger RNA of Eurytemora carolleeae, 2517 nucleotides long. RefSeq names its product SID1 transmembrane family member 1. NCBI's taxonomy places the organism in Eukaryota, Metazoa, Arthropoda, Copepoda, Calanoida, Temoridae. The coding region runs from base 2 to 2392 and encodes 796 amino acids. The transcript is spliced from 13 exons. The record is from RefSeq and is a predicted model, not a curated record. Gene Ontology annotation, cellular component: membrane.
UAUGCUUGGUCUGAUUAUUCUCUUUCUCUCCUUCCUCCCAGGAAGGAGAGGGUUUGAGAUUGAAACCCGACACCUGGACGUGUAUCCAAACCACCCGGAGCAGAUUAUAAAUGGAAAAGUUAGUUCCUUAACUCCACAACUCAUAGAAAUAAGUACACAUGAGUUCUCCAGUCUUGCUCUAAACCUUAGAACUGAACUGUUCACCCCUACAUGGAUAAACUCUAGUCUCAUCUCUUCAUUCUCAGUAUUAAACAGGUCCCAGACUGAAGAUGAUUUGCUUAUCCCUGAAAUUGAUAAUUCAACUUUGCUGUUCUUUAAAGAUGUAACUGAGCACCCGAUAGAAUUUAUGGCUCGAGACACUGGCGCCGGAUACUGGAGUUUACCGUCAAGACGACAUAGCUUUAGUAAUUACUCCGAGAGAACUCUAUGUCCCUCAGACGAUAUUAUUAGGUUGAGCAUCAGCACUACCAAUAGGAAUCAGCUGUCCUAUAGAAUAAUAUUAAGGCCUCAGCAGUUUGUUCUUGAAAAAGAUAAGACAGUCUCCAACGUGAUGAUUAGUUCCAACUCAAGAAAAGUUUUUUUCUACGAGUUUACAGAUAAAACUGAAGAAGUUCUAAUAAGAGUAAUGAAUGAAUCUACCCCUGUGUGUGGUGUAUUAUCAGUGCAACCUGGAAGUAUGUGUGAAGAGGAGGAUCUAGCGGAAACAAGUUCAGAUCUCAAGGGAGGAUAUGGAAGGAAGCAUCUAACAUUCCUAGAGAGAGGAUCUAUCCCUGCCUCUCAAGUUGGAAGAAAAAGGGGAUUGAUAAUAACCCUACUCCACUCCAACAACCCGGAGAAAUGUUCUAACACCACAAAUCUCCAAUACGAGAUGGAAAGCAGGAGUGGAAUGGUUUCGAUUACAGUAGAGAAGAUGGAAGACUACAGAUGGAUGUCUAUAGUCCUUGUUCUAGCAACUUCAUUUAUUAUAGUCCUUCUAUCCUGGGUAGUCAGCUACUGCUGUUAUAGGUAUAAACCAGAUCUUUCAACUGAAAACCAAGAUAUAGAGAUGGAGCAGAGCAUGGAUCAUGAUACUAGAAAGGAUAUUAUUGAUCUUCUAAAGAAAGGAAAUGAGGAUGAAACAGACAAGAAUAAGGUAUCAACUAGAGUAAAGAAUAGAAGGCGGAUGUACUAUGGUAUUAAACUAGAUGAUGCGGAUGUCCACAGUCGAACAGAACAAUGGAUUCUAAUGGAUAAAAAGACAGUAAUUGAACUGAGAUCUAAGGAGAGUCCAAGUGUAUCUAAUUACUCAUUAAUGCUGGUAGAUAACAGUAUAUUUAGUAAAUAUACCCAGAGAGAUACUGAGAACUAUGUUUGGUUGAUAAUUAUGAUGGGUGUGUUCUAUACUCUACCAGUUAUCCAGCUCGUCUUUGCACAUCAAGAGAACGUUGUGAAUACAGGUGACCUCGAUAUCUGCUACUUUAAUUUUGAAUGCUUGAACGAAGUUGGUCCUAUUCUAGACUUUGGACAUGUUUUCAGCAACAUAGGUUACAUCAUAUUUGGUAUAGCAUUUGUGUGUAUAGUGUUCUAUAGAAGAAAAAUCCAUCUUGAUUAUAUUAACAAGUUUAUGGAAAUAGAAUCAGAUAAUCACGCUGUUAUUCAUCCGAAUGAUACAGGAAUCCCUGAACAGUUUGGAAUAUACUUUGCUAUGGCAGGAGCUUCUAUAGGAGAAGGAAUCCUUAGUGCAUGUUUCCACAUCUGCCCAACAAAUAUCAAUUUCCAGUUUGACACAACCUUCAUGUACGCUUUAUCUCUUCUCAUAUUUCUGAAAGUAUUUCAAUUCAGACAUUCAGACAUUACUCCAUCCCCCCGGACAACUUAUCUUCUGAUCAGCUUUAUCCUGGUUGUUGAAGUCAUAGGAUAUUUUGUUGAUCAUAUUGUUUUCUGGGUCAUUUUUAUUCUUUCCUACCUAGUGAUAGUUUAUGUUGCAAUAGUACAGAUCUAUUGUACAAGAGGACUUUCAACUAUUCUGGAAUUCUCAUGGGAAAAUCUUAAAAAACUUGUAACCCCAGCUGAGUGGAAUUUAGAAUGUUUUAAACCUGUCAUAUUUGUAUUGAUAGCAAACAUUAGCCUGGCAGUAUAUAUCUUGGUUACACACAGUCCAGGGGUGUCCUCAUACAUCCUACUCAUCCUCAUGCUCAAUAUGCAGAUGUACUUCAUGUACUACAUCUACUGUAAGCUAUGGUAUUCUUACAUCGAUAAGAGAGAGGGAGAGAAGAUUGGUGGUAUGACUUGGCUGUUUGCUGGGCUAGCACUGGCUUGUGUUAUAACUUCAGGUUGGUUCUACACAAAUAUUGAAAGAUCUUCUUUAGAAACUCCUGCUAUUUCAAGGUUGGUCCUAGGGGUUGGAAAUUGAUCCCUGUCUAACGUUUGUUUGUCCGUACAAAAUGAGUGUGUGUCUGAGGUAUAAACAAAACGCCCAAUCAAUAAAAUGUCCAAUAGAAAAACGCCCAAUUCAACAAAACGCCCAGUGCAACAGAA